AUGAUCAUCACCUUCCACUCUCACGGAUCACACCACCUCUCCACCUCACGUCACCACCUUCCACUCCUCACGUCACCACCUUCCACUCUCCACGUCACCACCUUCCGCACUCUCACGAUCACCACCUUCCACUCUCACGAUCACCACCUUCCACCUCUCACAUCACCACCUUCCAUUCUCAUGAUCACCACCUUCCACAUCCUCACGUCACCACCUUCCAUUCUCAUGAUCACCACCUCCUCACUCUCACAUCCUUUCCACCUUUCCACCUCCACGAUCACGUCACCACCUUCCUCAUGUCACCACCUUCCACGCUCACAUCACUCACCUUCCACUCCACGUCACGUCACCACCUUCCACUUCUCACGAUCACCACCUUCCACGCUCACGUCACCACCUUCCACAUCUCAUGAUCACCACCUUCCACUUCACGUCACCACCUUCCACGCCUUCAUGAUCACCACUUCCACUCUCGCCACGUCACCACCUUCCACUCUCAUGAUCACCACCUUCCACCUCACGUCACCACCUUCCACCUCUUUCACGUCACCACCUUCCACUCUCAUGAUCACCACCUUCCACUGUCACGUCACCACCUUCCACCUCCAUGAUCACCACCCUCCACCUCACGUCACCACCUUCUCCUCCACGUCUCACCACCUUCCACUCACACGUCACCACCUUCCAUCCUCACGAUCACCAUCUCACUCUCACGUCACCACCUUCCAUGUCACCACUCAUCCUCUCCUUCACUCCUUCCUCCUUCCACGAUCACCACCUUCCACUCUCAUGAUCACCACCUUCCACCUCACAUCACCACCUUCACCCUCACAUCACCACCUUCCCCUCGUCACCGGCCUUCCCUCCAUGAUCACCACAUCCUUCCAUCUCCUCAUGACCACCUCCUUCCCUCUCCAUGAUCCACCACCUUCCAUCUAA
This is a messenger RNA of Haliotis rubra (blacklip abalone), 939 nucleotides long. RefSeq names its product mucin-2-like. The transcript has a single exon. The record is from RefSeq and is a predicted model, not a curated record. Lineage: Eukaryota; Metazoa; Mollusca; Gastropoda; Lepetellida; Haliotidae. Bases 1 to 939 code for a protein of 312 amino acids.